Molecule: messenger RNA, 693 nt
Organism: Zygosaccharomyces rouxii
Lineage: Eukaryota; Fungi; Ascomycota; Saccharomycetes; Saccharomycetales; Saccharomycetaceae
Exons: 1
Coding region: 1-693 (230 amino acids)
Biological process (GO): RNA processing
Molecular function (GO): ribonuclease III activity
Source: RefSeq, a predicted model, not a curated record
AUGCUCAAACCAUGUCAAUCUUUUUUACAGAGUUUAAAGACACCUAUUCGCUGCUAUCUUCGUAGUUUCUCGAGUACAAUCCAUCUCAGGAGAAUUAUUACUCUAAGAACGUUUGAAAAGGUACCAGAUACAGUUAGACCUGAAUUAUUGAUAAGACACAAGGAUGAAAAUCUCGAACGAAUAGCUAGCCUAAGUCAAAUUUUGGAAUUAGACGAAUAUGGUAUAAAGAUUGCUGAUGAAUCAGAAUUGACUAAAUGCCUUUAUCCAACGAAAUAUACAAGAAUUGAACUCCCUAACGGUAUUUCCUAUAGUAAUCAUCAAUUAGAAAUUUUGGGGAGAAAAUUGCUUUAUUUACAGGUGUACCAAGCUUAUUUGAGCCUAUUCAAAAGGUCAGAUAGUGAUAUCUGCGAUUACGAUUUCAAUUAUUACUCCAAAAUGGACAACAUGAGCAGGGCCAAGCGAAACCCUUCUAGUGUAAUUCAUCGUCAUCUUAAACAUAUUAAGUUAAGUAGACUUGCCAGGCUCCCGAUACCGAAUAAUCAAGUUCCAUUGAGGAUACAGUUUUCUUAUGAUCAAAAGAGUUUUAACGCCAUCAUCGGUUAUAUCUCAAUGACCCACGAGGAUCACAUUGUGAACAGGUUCUUGAAUAAAGUGAUAGCAGAAAGAUUAAUCAAGACAGUUCUACUUCGAUGA